AUGCUCCCCAAGACCAUUUUCACCAUCUUGACCACGCUCGCCGCAGCGCAAGCCUCUCCCCUCUCUAAGCGCGCCGUGGUCCCCCACGACAGCAUCGCCCCGUUCCCCGAGACCGUCCCUAACAACGCCAUCGGCAACACUUUCAAGAAGUUCGAGCCCUUCCUCCAUAUCGCCCACGGCUGCCAGUCCUACCCAGCCGUCGCGGCCAACGGUGACACCAGUGGCGGCCUCCAAGACACAGGCAGCGCGACAGGCGGCUGCCGCGACCAAUCCAAGGGACAGACGUACGUAAGAGGAGGAUGGUACAACGGGCGCUACGGCAUCAUGUACGCGUGGUACAUGCCGAAGGACAUGCCGAACAGCGGGGUGUCGGUUGGUGCGCACCGCCACGAUUGGGAGAACGUGGUGAUUUGGGUGAACAACCCCAGCAACGCCAACCCGGCGCUCCUGGGCGGCGCCGCCUCGGGCCAUGGAAAGUACAAGAAGACCAAUGCGCCUCCGCGCGAGGGCGACCGGCCCAAGGUCGAGUACUUCACCAACUUCCCCACGAACCACGAGUUGCAGUUCACGCAGACGCUGGGUCGAGACUUGGCGCUUGUGGCCUGGGACUCGUUGCCCGAGGCUGCGAGGGCAGGGCUCGAGGCCGCUGAGUUUGGGAAGGCGACGGUGCCUUUCAAGGAUGCGACGUUCAUGGGUAACUUGGCCAAGGCGGCACUGUAG
Aspergillus homomorphus CBS 101889 is the source of this 720-nucleotide messenger RNA. RefSeq names its product NPP1 family protein. The record is from RefSeq and is a predicted model, not a curated record. Lineage: Eukaryota; Fungi; Ascomycota; Eurotiomycetes; Eurotiales; Aspergillaceae. The transcript has 2 exons. The coding region runs from base 1 to 720 and encodes 239 amino acids.